Trichobilharzia szidati is the source of this 570-nucleotide messenger RNA. NCBI's taxonomy places the organism in Eukaryota, Metazoa, Platyhelminthes, Trematoda, Strigeidida, Schistosomatidae. The record is from the annotation of a GenBank genome assembly.
ACGAUUAGAGCACAGAUAGCAAGUCAAAAACCUGUCGACAAUGAUGAUCUCCCUAGUUUCGAUUUACCAAUGGAUGAAGACAUACUUCAAGAGUAUGCCAAUUCAGAUAACAGUGAUGAUGCUGAAAGUGAUGACGAUGAUGAUGAUAGUGACAAUAAUGAAAACCGCUCAUCGCCAUCAUCAUCAUCAUCAUCUGAUAGUGACGGUGAUAAUGACUCAUCAGCUGUAGAAAAACAAUCCUCCAAGCGUAAAUUGCCUAAACCUCCGGCCAGCUUCAAGUUGAAAACAUCUGGGGAGGCUGGGAUAGCAGCUGCACGUAAAACAUGGAAGUGCAUUGCAAAGCUGAAUCAACAACAGAAGAAGGAGCAAGCUGAGUUGAAAGAGACGCAUCGUGUUAAUAAAUCAAUUGGAUGGGGUGUUACAUUUACAAAUAAGGAUAACGAUGAAGCAGUGAACGAUAAUCACAAUAUGCAUAACGAUGAAAUGAGCGAUGAUGAAGAUGACAAUGAGGCGGUUCGUUAUGAACAGCCAAUCAAGACAAAAUAUGCUAAAUUUUUGAUUGCACACUAG